Molecule: messenger RNA, 13513 nt
Organism: Ooceraea biroi (clonal raider ant)
Lineage: Eukaryota; Metazoa; Arthropoda; Insecta; Hymenoptera; Formicidae
Cellular component (GO): membrane; cytosol
Molecular function (GO): RNA binding; SH3 domain binding
Source: RefSeq, a predicted model, not a curated record
UCCGCACAUGUGCACGCAACUUGAUGAUAUCGCGUUGUAGCGUAUCAAUAGGCGCGUUUUAUAAGAUACUUGUGUUUUAUAUAAACAGUGUCAAGGGUCCUGUGCUUGGAGGAAUUGAUUUCAAAUAUGGUCAUUGGAAUCUUGUAACGCAAUUCUUGUAACGUAUUUUCAAUCGUGCGGGACAUUCUGUGUGACGUUAGUGUGCAGUAAAAUUAACACGUUUUAGGGAGCUCGUAACGAAACCAGAGCAACGCGAAACGCAGCAUGAAACAUCUGAUCGUUAAAUGCGAAUGGUAAGCUAUACUGAUUUAUUCAUUCCACGUUGUGACAUACGCAAUGCAUCGUUAGCAAAGUUUAAUGGUCUUGUCGGUAAAUACCGGAGCCGAUUUGCAGCGUAAGAGGUUAGAUAAAAUAUUACUCGAAAACUAUUUCUUCGCUUAUGACGAAUACUAACCAAGAAAACGUAAUAAAACUACGUUUAAUGAUGAUUUUCGGUGUUUCGUGGUUGCAAAGCUGUAUAAUAGAAAAAUCACGAAAUCGGGCUGGAAAUCUUAUCGAUCAAACGUCUGGUGUAUAGAUGUGCGUUCUUGGAAGAAAUGUGUGGUGUCACGUUACAUGCGCGCCCUGUUAAAUCACCAAAGACUGUACGAUAUUAAGUCGUGCUUGGACGUGUUUACCAAAAUAAUACUUAUUACGAGAAAACAUGAAGUGUCACAACAACUUCGGUCGAGGAAGGGGCUUUGGGCCACGGGGUACACGUGCCACAGCCUCAUUUAGUAGGCCUCGGUUCCCACGUCCACCCUUUCGACACAUCGGUCCACCGAGGCCAGGACAUCCAGCAUCAUUUGGCAACCCAAUGCCCUGGCAACCAAACAUGAUGUUUCAACCGCAAGGGUUACACAAUAAUCCGCAAUUUAGACCAGCCGGCAGAAGAAGAAGGAUCUGCAGCUAUGACGUUCGAUUUCCUCCCCCCAAUAGACUGCCUGUACCUCCAGGUUGUGAAGAAAAUGUUCUGUUGCCAUCAAACAACCCGCAAUUAGAGGAUAAUCAAACUUGUACUACUGCACCACAAGUUCUUUUGCCUGGGUCCGAAGAGGAACGACAGCAGAAGAUAGCUAAAACGGCGGAUCGAUUGAAGCAGAAACUAUCUUGUUUUAACACUGGUGAAAUGACGAAUAUUUGGAGCGAUGACGUUUCACUGCCACCUGCUGCAGAGGAUGACUGUGCAGAAAAUAAAACUCUUGGAUGUGAACAAUCUGAACUCAAUUUAACACACAAUGAUCUCAAAGACAUUGGAAGAAUAAAUGUUGACAAUUUGAAAUAUGAUGACGCGCAAGAUUUAACAGAUACACCUGAUACAGACAAUAUAAGUAUCAACGAGCAAGUAUCCAGUGAAAAUAGAUCUGACUUAGAAGUGGUAUCUAAUCAAAUGACGAAUGUGGAAUGCUUGGAAGAUCAAGAAAAUCUACCGUGUGAUAAUAACUGUACAGAAACGGAACAGUGGAAUCCUAGCGAAUCGAUUGAAGACUCUCAUAAUUUAGAGCAAACAGAUUUACAAGAUACAAAUGCCGAAAAUCAAUUAUCGGAAGCAGACCAAUGUCAGUAUAAUGUACCUUCAGUUGAUGUUUUACAAGAUCGAUGCGACAAGCAGGACAUCUCUCAGGAAACCGAGGUGAAUCCGACUUCGCAAGAACAAGAUGUGCCCGAAACGCCGAAUCUACGAAAUACGCAACUUUCAGAUCAAGAUAAUUUGCAGAACAAUAUGUUAAAACAAAAGGAAACAAAACCCGUCGCGAAUUUAGAAGUUCAAGAAAAUGUUUUAAACUCCCAUUCUUAUACAAACAAUUUGAGUAGUAAUAGUAACAAAUUAUCACAGCCUGCUCCAUCUAAUGUGCCAGUAUUAAAUAAUGUUGCAUUAGACAAUCGGUUGCCAAGAAUAACGGAAAGUUCCUUUCAUAGUGGACCACCGAGAUUGUCUCCACAUAUCGAACAGAAAUUGCCCAUUGAUUUUGAUCCAAGCACUCCACCACCAAUACUUAUGAAGCAAGAUCAAUCAGUCAACGUUAGGCCACCGUUGUUGAUACGUGAUUUACCACCGUUAUUUAAUCCUACAGAACCGCCGCCAAAUAUGAGAGUCGGAUUACAAUUACCUCAUGAAAAUCCAACUCCAACAUGGAAUAUUAACACUCAGAAUCAAGUGCCUGCUGUCUAUAACACAGAAGUUCACAUGGAUUUAAAUGCCCAUGUGGGAUUUACGCCUCAACAGUUACCGUUAGAAAUGUCCAGCCAAAGUAACGUUUUUCUGGCACCUCCUAUCGAUCCAAUAAAUUUUUCACCAUUAUUCUCUUUGCCACCAAGCAAUCAUCCUAUUAUUAAUACGAAUGUUCCAUUAUUGCCUCAAGCGCAGAUAGUGCCUCAUAAUGCUUGCGUACCUCAAUCGUCGUCACAAGAACCACUCUUGCCAGUCUCUGAUUGUAAUGUGAAUAAAGAUGACGUAUUGAAUGACAUGCAGGAAGCUAUGAAAUUUGCGCAACAAAUGACAAGUAUAACAGAAAGCAUGGCAGAAAAUGUAACGGAAAAUAGAGCAGAAAAGAACGAUGAGAGAUCGAAGUCAAAUUCCACACCUCUUUCUGAAAACAAUACCUCAGUUGAUCCUGUUGACAAAGUAGAAUCUAUAUCCUUGCCUCCAGGAAAGCCAAAAGUCAAACCUGUUAAAUUAAAAAGAACAAAACGAGAUGAUACGCAUAGCAAGAAGUCAGAAGUACCUGAAGAACCAAGAACAUCAGAUAACGUACUGUCAGACGAAGUAGUACAAGACGAUGCAAAUAUAAGAUUUCAAGAUGCUCCGAUAGUAAGUGAACAAGAUCGUCCUAAAGUAGUAUUUAAUUUAAAUAAUAAAACAAUAAAAGUAAAUACUAAGACUGCAUGGAAAGAAGAUACUAGUAAGAGGAGACCACGUGAGAAAAGAAACGGUAUGACGCAACCAGCGAGAUCAGAAACAAUGCGUGCGACAGUAAAUAGGAAGAAUUUGGCAAGUACAUCAAGGCGAAGAGAAGAAAGAAAAAAGAAUUUCAAUAAAAGCGAAAGGAUAGACAGAAGAGCACCAUCUGAGACAACAGUGAUUCAAACUGCAUCACCUCACAGAAAAAUCCAAAAAGAUGAUCAUAAAGAAAAAUCUCAACAUCCUAACGUUUCAUCUUGUUCAAAACCCAGUGUGCAGAAAUUGAGAAGCUGUGUGGAGAAAAACGAGAGCUCCAACUCGGAGAUUUCGUGGAAGACCAACGUCAUCAAUCGAUUCCUGAAGAUGAGUAGAAAUGACAUUUACAAUAUGGUGAAUAAUACCAGCCUUCGGAAAUUUGAUGUUAUAAUGAAGCGUCUAGUCAAAGAGCAGAAGCCUACGUUAUCCUUGGAACUGAGACAGGCACAGGAUGAGAAAAUGAAGCUGUACGAUCAGCAGGAAUUUAUGAAGCAGUUGAACGCAAUGUUAGAUACCGCCACUGUGUCUAUUACGGAUUUACCGACAGACUUCAUUCAUCAUUUAAACGAAGUAUUGCAACUGGACGUACAACCGAACAAUCAGAUCGAACCUGCACCAACUUUGACUAGCCAAAGUAGCCACUCGGAAGAUACAAGUCAUAUGCUUGAUCCUGUAACGUAUAUUACAGAAUACGAAACAGCAGCGGCGAAUAUUGCUAGCGAAGAAGACGUAAGAAAUAGAAGCCAUGUAAUAAAAUCGACGUACGAUAAGGAUGUACAAAUACAGCAUAACAGAAUUAACGACCUUAACGUAAAAGAUGACACUUGUAGCACUGUCAUAUCUAAUAAGUCUAGCAUUAGUAGUGGUAAAUUAUCGGCUUUACAACAUGAUCUGGAUGAUAUAUUUUCAAAGGUAACGAAGAAAAAUCAUGCUCCUAUAGCAAUAAUGCGUACAGAUUGCACGGCAGAACAACGAAGCGCAAAGAAAUUUGAUGAAAGAAGCGUGAGUUCGAAGAGCAUACAGAGAGAAACACUCUUGGAGGACGACAAAGCACGCAGAACGGAGAAUUGCGCGCGCUGGAUUGAAAACUGCGACAAGUGGAAGAAAAAGGAACGAGAAGAAUAUACGUGUAGAAACCUUACCAAAGAAGAGUGGGAAGCAAAGUAUGGUACGAAGGCAAGUGCAAUAUCUUCUUUUCCUGCAAUAGCAUCUUCUUCUGCAGCAGCACCUUCUGCAAUAGCAUUUUCUUCUACGACAUCAUCUCCUGCACUAGCAUCUUCUUCUACAAGAAUGAUCACUGCUUGCAAUAAAAAUUUAUCAAACAAACCGCAAGAUGAGAAUUCCUAUCCGCGACGCCGUCAUUCAUCUGAAUCUUCGAAACAUUCAAGCACGAGACACAGAACUAUGGAAAGAGACAAGCAUAAACGGUCUAGGCGUCAUAGCGAUGAUAGAAAACACGGUGUAGAAUAUUCAGGGAAUAACAGCAAUAGUAGCGAUAGCAGCAGCAGCAGCAGCAGCAGCAGCAGUGAUAGCAGCGAUAGCAGCGAUACAGAGGCAAAUGUUACAAAAUUGUUGAGAGUAAUAAAAGAAAACGAGAAGGUUGCAAAGCAGAUGUCGUUGAAUGAGGCAAUAAGAGACGAGGUGAACGCCGAAAUAGAGCGGGAGCGGAAACAAAAGUCGAAAAAAUCAUCGAAGAAAAGUCGCAAAACCGCCAAGCGAAAAGCUAAACGGAAAAGUCACAAGAAAAAGAAGAAGCAGAGCAAGCAAAUGUCGACCUCUUCUGAUUCAGCCUCGGAUAAGGACAAUAACGAAGAAACACUCAGAUUGCUGACAGAAAAUGAGAUUAAAAAGGAAGUCUUAGAGGACCAGAUCCAGCAGGAAGUAAUUAUUAAAGAAGAAGUAGACAUCGGUCAAGAAGAGAACACUGGAGACACUGAAGUUGCAAACGUUUCCAGUCGCAUGGAGUCUCACGACAAUUUAACAUCUCCUCUAACACAAGAAGCUUUAGUUAUAGCUGCUGGCGCCGUACGAUCGUACAGUGAAGAUAAAUCGACAUCAUCUCCGACACAACCAAAGACCAAGGCACAGCUGAAACAAAUGCCAGCUGAUCUGAACGAUAACAAAGUUCCUUUGAAUAUAUUUACUUCGAUACCGGAGAGCCUGAUUAUGGGCGAUAUCUCAGAGAAUUUGAGGAAAACUCGCGAAGCAAUUGAGCAAUCCAGCUGUAAUCAGAAUACAACAGAAGCUUUAUCGACAGUUAAUAACCUGAGAAGCCAAGGUGAUGCAACCGAUGAUACCGUCCACGCACCACAUGACAGAUCUAACGAAAACACAAUAUCACAACUGAAUGCUACGGCGCACACUCUUACCGACUUGUCUACUGUUAACGUACAAAAUGAGGUGUCAGCGUCUCCUAACGUAUCAAGUAAAGCAUCGUUGGUAACAGAUGCUGCCUCACCUACUGAUAGUGUAACUCAAAAGCAAAGGCCCAGCAAGAAGAUCGACAUAAAAACGUAUUACGAGCGCGCAAUAAAACGUCGCAUGAAUGAGCAAGGAGGAGCGAAGAAAUCCGUGGACAGCUGUGUAGCAUCUAAGCAGGAUUCAUUGUUAACGCAGAACAGUACAGAGCCGAAAACCGUAAAUAAUACAUCUCCAUUACAUACAUCUGCAUCUGCAUGUAAUAAUUCUGUUCGAGAUUCACGAUUAGUUUCACCAGCAAGAUUAGCCACUAUUUCAACAAAUAGUGAAGACAGUAUUGCCCAGACAAUAGAGAAGAAUAUUCAGCAAGAAGAAAAAGGAUCUGAGCUCGCAGAAACGACAUUGAAACAUCUUAAAGAGGAUUCUAAUCGUAUUCAGACCAAUAAUGCUGUUAAAAACAUUGAUCAGCGUAAAUCAGAAAAGAAAGCUACACUUACUGCUAAGACGAGCGUCAAUGCGAACGUUACAACAAAAUCUAAAGCUACAUCAUCAAAACUUAAAAAAUAUUCGGAGAUAGAAGCAAAUAUAACAGAGCAAAAAUUGCAAACCAAAGUUUCGCUCGAUCCUAAAAAAUUUAAGAAUAUUCGAUCAGAAGGUGGCAAAGAGUUGAAACUGAAAAAGGAAAUGGGGAAGACAGUAAAAGCAAAAAAGAAAUCUGCGAUAACAUUGAAGCGUGAUUUUGGCAAAAAUUUGGCAUCGACAAGAGUACGUCGCUCUUUGCAAGAUACAGCGAAAACAGAGAAAACGGAAUUUAUUGAACAAAAAAAUACCGAAGAAACUGCAAAGAACGAUGCAUGUGAAGAAUUGCCACCUAAGACGACGCUAAAUGAUAUAACUGAAGCGGAAGCUGUCGAGAUUGAGAAUAAAAAGAAUGAGAAUGAAGAAGAAAUCUCUAAUAGUGUAUCCAAACUUAAUGUAUCGACGCCUUCUAAAACGGUUCCUGAAGCUGAAGCCUCAGGUACUGCCUCAGAUAAUAAGGAAAACACGGAGGAUUUCUUAAUGUCCAGCGAGAUUCGAUCGUCUAACGCGAUGAGAGAUACAGAGCUUUCGUUGAAUCCUGCGAAUCAAGUUGACAAAUUAGAUAAUAAAGAUUUAACGGAAAGCACGAAUGUUCCAGCUUCGAUCGCAAAAGGUGAUGUAAGCAGUACUCCUGAAUCGGAUAUAUCUCGAUCAGAUAACGUCGAUACUCAGGGUAAGAAUAUUCAGCUAUUGAUAAAUACGUACGCAGUAAACAAUAUUGAAAUUAAUGAUACUAAUGAAAACAAUACGGAAUCAGAUAUAUUAGCUAAUACGUACAAAUCUGCGAGUGCAGAAGAAGACGGUUCUGCGCUCGGGAAAAUUGUCGAAUCGUCGUCAGCGUCAAAUGAAAAUUCUGAAGAACAGCAAGAUACAGUGGAGGCUGUUACUUCUGCUGAUAGUAUAGGUAGUCCAUUCAAAGGCUUUCUUCAAGAGUCCAUAAUGGCUUUCGAGCAGUCUAAUCUGUUCAACCUCGAAUUAAACGCAAUCGAUGGCGGUAAGAAGAUCAAAUUACUCUUAGAUGGUUGUAAUGUAAAUUAUGUGACGCACGUGUCAUGCGUUAAUGAUCUAACGCAUGACACUUACAAGGACAUAGAAAAUGAAAGAGAACAUUAUGAAAUGCUAGAUUCUGUUACGGAUUACGCUAAUCAUAUGAGUGUUAAUGCUAAUCAGACUCUUAAUAUCACUUUCACUUCACCUUUAUUUACUCUAGAUAAGGAGCCUGCGGCCAACGACAAGUCCGAUGUGAUGCCAGACGAAAGUAGUGAAGGGUAUGUAGGAAAAUCUUCGGACGAGGCGGUCACGGCUGUAUUGCGCGACGAAGAUAACGAUGUCGGUAUUGAUAAAGACAGUGGAGCGGAAGAGCAGUUAGGAGAUGAAAAGAGUUACACUUUAAACACAGAAUUAGCAAUUAAAGAAUCGAUGUUUAUUAUUAACGAAGAAGAAAUUCACGACGAGACGAGGCCGAAGGAUCUUACGGAUAAGCUCACGACUACGACUGAUCCUAGUUUAUCCGAUGCGGUAGAUACAGCGAUUUCCGACGAUCCACUGAGGUUGCCGGAUGGCCAGAGCACGGAACAUCUCAAUAAUCAUGUGUAUUUAGAGACUACUUUGUCCGCGGAGAAGACUUCCUGCGAUAAGUUACCUGAUUUUGAAUCCGAUGAGCACCUGGUCAAUGACAUGUUUUAUCUGGACGAUCGUUUGCAAGGCACCGGCGAAUUCGAUAACAAGGAUGAUGCGCAUUCACACUUUUCCAUUCAUCAACAGAGCCCUCGGUAUGAUAUUACACCAACGGUCACUCCGGAAACGACAAUGAUCGCGCCUGACGCGGAUUUAUUACACGGCGAGAAGUCCGAACAAUGCGAAUUUAAUUUCAAACAUAUCUCAUCGGUGGAUAACGAUUGUAAUUUACUCGCGAGGGCACCAGCGAAAUAUUCGCCACUUCGAGCCGACUCACGAAGCACAUUGAACGUGCCAACUAAAGCUGCUUUAAAAGAAGCCGCAACGGAUGUGUUUGUGAAAUCUCCAAAUCAUACGCCAAUAGCGACUGAGGAAACAACACUCCGCACAUUGAACAAAUCACAGCAGAGUGAAAUAGAUUUAAAUUAUCAAACAUCGGCAUGGCGUUCGGACGUACAUCACAAUGAAGAAACACACGUGUCGAAAGCUCCUGACAACACAAUCACACAGGAUACUGUAAACACAAGUACGAUAUCGGCGCAACGUAAUAUAAACAAUGAGGAACAUUCACACGACGAAAUCAGUAUUGAGCAAAACAAGAACUUAACCUCUGUUGAUUUGGAGAAACGUCCUUAUAAUAUCCAACGAAAUCCAGUCGUGGAGUUACGAAAGAUGAAAGAAUUAGACAACAUGUUAAAGAAGAAGAUGCAGAAAACUUCGGAGAAACCUGAGGAUACUAAUUACAAGGAACAAAAGAAACGCAAGGACACAAUUUUGCAUAAGAUAAAAGGUAAACAAUUGAUCAAGUAUCGAUCCGGUAAGAGUGAAAAUUUGAUAAAGAAACUUAAAAACAUGAAACAAUCCGGAAGCUUUGGUAAGAAUACAAGGGAAGCUAUUUUAGCUAGAAUGCUAGAAAUCGAUGUCGAGAUGCAUAAACUAACAACGGAAAAACUGAAGUUGCACAAUAUGCUGCAGAGCAGGUCAACGAAAAAUUCGGCAAAUAGCAGGGCUAGACCGAAACCAAAGAGUGACGAUCCAGCUCCAAUUCAGCCCGUGAUACCAUCGAUAUUAAUGUCACAAUUAACGCAGGGCAGCGAAACGAACCGCGUCGAAGAGGACAAACAUGCGUCUUCGUCGAAACGAUCGUUAAUUAAGCAGAAAAAGAGAGUUCAAUCUUCCAGUUCGGAAGAAGAUGAAAUUGUUCCCCAUAUUCAGAGAUCGAAAACACCUGUGAUUCAAUGGAAGAAGAAACCACGAAUAGAAUUGACAACAAGACGAAAAGAAAACGAAGAGGAGAGGAAAGAAGAAGAUACUGAUGAGACAUCGAUGACAAAGCAGGCUUCAGUAGUACCUCCUGCGAGUAAAAAAACAGAUAGUUUAAUUGAUGCGUCUGAUACUGUUAUCGGGAAGGAUGAAGAUCUGGAGUCGAACGCUAUAAUAGCGCGAGACGACACACGAGAACAGGAAAUUGGUGCGAAGACUACUAAAAAGGCUGGUAGUGAUACCGAUAAAUCUGUGACACGUGAAAUUUGUUCAAAUAACAGUACAUUGGAAAAAAGUGUGAAAAAUUGUUCAGACUCUCGUCAAAAUUCCACCGAAAGAGAAACCGAGCGUGCAGAUGGUGGCGAUGUUAAUAAAAGAAGCAAUCUUCCAGCCCCAAGUGAAACAGCAAGAGCGAAUUCUCAGCCAAGGAGCACGCAAGUGCGCGGCACACCAGAACCUUUAUCGAUAUACUCUGACGAUAGCACGUGGGAUUCUCUGGUGCAGAAUACUGCCUCGGAGAUGCACGAAAAGAGGAAGUCAACGGGUCUCGCUCUGCUAGAUGAAGUGCUUAAGAAAGAGGCGAUAACGAAGAAGAUGAAAGCAAUUGCGCGUAAGAGACAGAAGAAACAAUUAAACAAUUUCUUGAAGAGUGUCGACAACCUGACGCUAGAGGAGGAAGAGUUACCCUUGUCCAAGUUGUACAUCAGAAAACUGCAACAAAAACGAGACCUGCUUGAUUCACUGAGUCAGAGGAAAGAAGAUAUGAACACUGUCGAUCCAAAGGUCUUGAAGAACGUAGACGAGGUGAUAAACGCCGUGGCAGAGAACAGAGUAGAGGAUCUCUACGAGCGCCAAUCGGUAACGCCAGCUUCUAAUGAUGUUCCAACAACGUCUAACGCUCCUGCAGCAUCACAGUCCGAUAAACAUCAAUUUUACGUCGAUGUCGAAGCGAACGCCAAUUCAGAUUGGGCUUGCAAAGAAAAAGAAAAUAUAGAUCAAGUCGUGUUGCAGCAAGACAGUAACGAGAUAUCUGGCGAUGUAUCAAAUCAUGUCUUCAAAGCCGUGAGUCAAAACAAAGUUUCGUUUUAUAGUGAACAUAAUGUCGAGCCUGAUAGCAGUAUUACUCCCACUUACGAAGGGACUUUAAUGGAGAAUCAUUCCUUGGAUUGCGAGCGAGUGAAUUCGAAGGACCUUAAUAUUACUGGCUCGCGCAAUUUCGAUAUUAAAGUAUCCGUGCCAAAAACGUUAAUAAAAGAUGACUUCAGCUUAAAGUUGUUGCAAAAAUUCAAAGGUACGGAAGUCAAUAUUGCCGCCACUGGAUUAGAUGAUUCUGCAACAAACACGUUCUCAACUAACAACACUGAGAAACCGAAGGAGAAUGAUAAAAAUUCACGAUGCGAUUUGGAAACUGUCAAGUCGGCGGAGAAAAAUGAGGAUCAGAUGGAAAACACAAUGACAUUAAUGGAGAAAGAUAAGAGUACAUCAGACACAAUUGACGAUAUGCGAAAUGAAUUACCGAAAGAACAGAAGACAACAAUGAUCGACAACGUAGAAAAUGCACAAUCAAUUACUGUGAAGCCCGAAUAUUCCAACAUAACUGGGAGCGAAGAUUCAGGUGAUAGCCUGGUUGGAUCUAACCAGUAUGAUAAGAUAACAGAUAUAGCGCAUGAUUCAAACAUCUCAAAUUCUAUCAUUGAAAAAGUAGGUACAAAGGAGGCAAGAUCGAAUGCAGAAUUGGAGCAGUCUUCGAAUGAGACGAGCGGCUCGAAACAAAAUUAUCAAAAUGAGGAAAACGUAUCCGUUACAGAGGAAGAAAGUAGUAAUAAAAGCAAAUCGCACACGUCCGAGGAGAUUUUGGAUAAUAGUACUGGCAACACUAUACUAGCCGAUCGAAUGAGCGAAAAGUCAGAAGAAUCUAACGAGACGUCUAUUGCUCAAAAGUCCGACUUGGAACGCGCAUCUGUUCCUACUCUUUCUUUUAAUAAAGUAAUGGAGAAAAGCGGAGAAGCAAGUAAAAAGUUACGUCGAAGAUCCGGCAAAUCGACGCCAGUUCGAAGAAGCACCAGGUACACCAACGAAAAUAUUAAACCUAACAAGAUAAACGAAACGGAUGUUAAUUCGAACAGCAGCGAACAGCAAUCGAACUCUUAUGAGAGAGACUUGACGAUCCAUCGCAACAAGUCUCCUACAGAGAUGCACGAUGAAAGAAAUCUAAACAAUGCUAAGAAGAAUCGCGUUAUUCAAAAAGAACAGAACACGAGUACUCGGAAAACGCUCGGUGACACUAAAUCUGAAACGAAAAUUGAAAAUCCAGUUAAACCUACUGCAAUCGCGGAGCCCGCAGCAUCGAAAGAUACGACUGCGAAAAAGAGGAAACACACGAUGUGGGAAAUGAUGAAUUGUAAAGUGAGAGUGAUCAAUUAUAGGCAGACUCUUCUUGAACCGGAUGUUUAUCCCAAAGCUUUAAGCAACCCUGGGAUAAUCGGCAUUAAUCCUUAUGCACCAAGUAACAUAUCAUACCUACAACAUGUCGCAUGUAAUAAAGAUAAAGUAAUGAUGCCUGUUUUGGAGAAAAGCUCCUCUCCUUCGCUGAACAAAGCUUGCGAUAAAGAUAAGACUGAAAUUGAAAUUCUAGAGGAGAAACCCAUCAAGAAAAGUAAUGAUGAUGAUCUCAUCCAAGAAUCCACUUCACACGCGACACACGCGGAUGAACAGGAAUCCGUAAGGACGCAGUAUACAGUUCACAAAGGUCCUAUCUUAGAUAUCAAGGUCUUUGGGAACUCUUUUUUAGCGGCAAGCGAAGACGGCAAGAUAUAUAGGUACAGUCAAGCAUCCAAUGGAAUAUUGAAUAUCUACAAAGGUCACAAAUCCGCAGUUACGUGCCUGCAUAUCUACAAGUCAGACGGCGUAGGCGUUAAGAAAGAACUUAUGUAUUCUGGUUCCUUGGAUGGUACUUUACGUUGUUACAACAUAUUGACUGGUGGAUUGGUGAAGAGCCCGGCGCAAGUAAAUAGCGCGAUUCAGUGCAUGGAUCAAGCGUGGGGCAUGAUUUUUGUCGGAACCAAAUCUGGGCAUGUUUCGCGUUUCUACAUCAAGGGUGGUACCAUCAAAGGAAGCAGUAUACAGUUUUCAGACAACUCUGUACUUGCGCUUAAGGCGACAAAUGAAGGCCCGCGAAAAAUCCUUAUUGUAGCGUCCCGAAGUCAACCAAUAACAAUACGAGAUGCAACGAGUGGUUUGUUUCUUCGUACGAUCAGCAGCCACAAAAAUCAUACAGUAUACAGUUUAAUGCGCCAUCAUAAUUUAAUUUACUGUGGUACAGGUAGCACGUACAUAAAUGUCUUUGAUUUUACGACGGGUGAACAAACAAUUCAAUAUGAGGCUGGUGUUGGCAUUGUAUGUAUGCGACUUUAUGAGCAAUUGUUAUUCGCAGGCUGUUACGACGGUAAUAUUUAUGUUUUUGAUACAAAUAAUCACAAGUUAGUAUGUAGUAUACGUGGCCCAGGAAAUAUGCUAUUAAGUUUGGAAGUUGUAAGUAACAAGAUUAUAGCAGGAACGAAAGACAAGCGUUUGCAUUCAUGGCAAAUGCCGAAUCAAGUGCGUGCCUUACUUAAAAAAAUAUCAUAGCACGCCUACAAGCAUAACUACAUCAAGACAUCAAGAUCGACAAGGCCGAUCGAUUAAGGAUUUAGAAUAAUCGAUGCCAGUAAAUCAAUGAGUAGAGCACCAAAACCUCUUAAUACAUUACACUGAGACAUUACACAUUACACUGUGAAGAUAUAAUGAUAUAAGAAAAAUGUAUCUGUAUCUACCUUUUUCACUAUAAAUAGCAUUUUGCUGUUACAGUAUUUCGCGAACUUUUUUGAUUGACACGUACAUGUUUUUAAAAUGACAAAGAAGAGUUUAAAUAGACAUUAUUUAUAAUAACAGUAAUAUUAUCAGCAUCUAAAACCUAUUUAUAGUGAAGAAGUGCCAACAUCGAAAUCGUUUGUUACCAAUUACAUUUAGAUUGACAAAGGAUUACAAUAUAUGUGAUAUGUAAAAUGUAUAUUUGUAAAAAUUGAAAUUGCGAUACGAUACAAGAUUAACUAUUAAAAUACAUGUGCAAAAGCAUUGAAAUUUUUACAAUUCCGUACUUAUACAAAAACAUUGUGACAUUUACUAUAUAUAGGUAUAUAUAGAUAUAUAACAUACAUAUAUACACAGACAUAUAUAUAUAUAUAUAUAUAUUAUAUGUAUAUAUAUGUAUGUCUGUAUGUAUAUAUAUAAAACCAAAUUUUGUGUCAACAUUUUCAUAAAUUGUUUAAAAUCGAGACUGGUAUCCAUAUAGUUGAGAAUAUACGUAUUUUUAAUGGUUUAUAUAAACACCUGUUAUACAAUAUCCUUGUUCGUUGUUGUGUUUUACAAAGAUCUGUUAUUACUCUGUUGCCCGUUUUUAGAAAGAAACCUUUUAGGAACCUUGUCAUGUUCGCAUUAAUGAUGUCAUGCUUUCUUCGAUAUUUAGUUUGUUGCAUAAUUUCAUUCAAUGGAAACAGGUACACUAAUUACUUUUAUUGCGAUAGAUAUCAGUACAUGUAAAUAAAAAAGAUAUAUCGUACC